AUGGCGGCCGCAGAGUGCCCCCUGGCGCACCCACGGCUGAUCAUCGCCUUCACGGGCGUGCUGAGCAAACGCUCGGAGCUGAUGGGCAUCUGGCAGCAGCGGCGCGUGGAAGUGGACGUCGGCUCGCUCCGCUACUUCCGGGACGGCUGCGCGGAGCCCCGCGCGUGCUUCGGCCCCGGGGACGUCGUCGGCGUGGGCUGCCAGUCGCCGUCGAUGGUGCUCCUGCGGGCGCGGCUGGCGGGCGGCGACGAGAGGACGUACGAGCUGAGGGCCCAGGACGACGGCGAGAUGCACACGUGGGCGCAGGUCAUCGGGCUCGCCUUCGGCCUCGAGGCUGAGGGCGCCCUCCUCGGCACGGCAGACGAGCAGCACCGGCAGCCAGCGCGGCGCUCCGAGCGAGGCGCCCCGGGCGAGGCGGUGGGGCGCGUCGCCUCGGCGGCCUCUGGCGCGGCGGCGGCGGUCGCUGGGCUCUUCGGGCGGGCUACGGGGAAGGCUCGGCCACGCGCAGAGGGGGACGAGAAGCUCGACAAUGCGCGGCAGCUCUCGGGGCGCCUGCGGGAGCAGCUGGAGCAGCAGAUGGAGGAAGCGCUGACCAGCUGCGACGACGGCAAGAUGGAGGCUUUGCUAGACGCGGCCCUUUCCCGCGGCCUGCCGUGGGAGAAGCUGCCGGGCCCAGUCCACAGGGCAGCGCGGCGGGUGGCCGGCCGGAACCUCCGCAGCGCCGCGGACAGCAGCGACCCGAAGCAGCUGAAGGGCGCGCUGCUCGCAGCGCGGCGCCUGCACGCGACCGGCGUGCCCGAGUUCGAGCCGGCGGUGGCGAGGUAUCGCGAGGUGCAGCGCUUGCCGGCAGGGUGGGACGUCGCUCGCAUGGUGGAGCAGCGGAGGAGCGGCGCCAGACUGCUGGCCAAGAACGACGUCUCGUCCGACGAGGCACUGCGCAGCCUGAUACAGUUCAUGGUGGACAGGACCUUCCGCCGCGUGGAGACCCGCGACAGGCGCGGGGAGCAGAUGCCGGUGCAGCUGCGGGUGAUCCAGGUUGCCGAGGUCCAGAACGAGAUGAUGGCCAGUGGGUGGACUACAUGGUCCGGCGGGAGGCCAUCUGCCAGGAGAUCGCCGAGAGCGCCGGUGCGCCGGGCGUGCCGGGCGUCGCCAGCGUCAGCGCGGCGACGGAGGGCCCCCUGGUCGAGGCUGCCGCCCUGGGGGUCCUGCACGACACGUACCUCACCGUACCAGAGAGCCUGA
This is a messenger RNA of Prorocentrum cordatum, 1242 nucleotides long. The record is from the annotation of a GenBank genome assembly. Lineage: Eukaryota; Dinophyceae; Prorocentrales; Prorocentraceae.